UCGCGAAAACAGCCGUCUAGCUUACAACGUCACAGUUGAUUUCGACACAGUCGCAGAUGAUGCAAAAAUAACAACGCACGACCGGGGACAUGGGCGACCCUUCGCAGACUGCGACGAAUGUCGCGAAGUCCGCACAGUCGGCCUGGGAAGUCGGCGCACAAUUAUAUGGGUUAUAUCGCGAUACGAACACCAGCAUCGUGAGUUUGAGUAGUCUUGCGACGGAGACCAUGCAGUUAGGAAACACCUGCGACGAGUUGGAUAGGCAAAUCAGGAAGUUGUUAGGCAGAGAUCUUGGAUCCAGAGACAUCAAGCUCUUCAGUAUUGUCGAAAGACAGCGCACCGAAUGCGACCAAUAUUUAAAUGAGUUGGGCGGCGCCGUCCGAAACAUGCGUCCGGAGAUCACCAGUGCGAUGAGUAGAGUCCUCCAUCAGGUCCAGCUUACGAUGAGCGAAGAAGAAAUCGAGCAGGCUCGAUAUCAAAUCCAAGGUCACAUCGCAAAACUACAAAUUAGCGCCCAGCUUAUCAACCUUGAAGUGACAUAUAUUUUACCGAAACUAGCCAACCAAGAUCUACUUGACCAAAUGGAGAGGGUCCAAACUUCGAUUCGCGAGCAAGGGAAGAAUCUUGACGGCGCACUUGUGAAAUGCGCGCAAGAUUAUCUCUCCUCGGGUUCGACGCUGUACGAGGCAAGCGUCGCGAGUGGGCCAUCAAGGCGGUUUGACAGCGCCAAUGGAAGCGCACCGCAAAUCGUGGACUGGAUCAGCACCAUGAAUGGCUUGCGAUUGGACGACAAUGGCCCACUGUCACCAGACACCGCUUACCCUGAGACGGCCCGCAAUCAAUCUGCCAUCGUGGAUGAUGUAGCUCCGACUUCGUCUAGAGAUGUUGUCUCGACAGAUGAAGCACAUCCGGAAUACCGCGAAGAUGUAAGCGAAGCGGAUUCAGAGUUUGAAGACGAGCUCGCGGUGGACUCUGCGGCCGCUGCGUUAGAAAGUGGCAAUGCCGCAUUCGAGCGUAACGAUUUUGAAGAAGCCGAUGCGCUGUUACAAGAAGCCUUGACCCUGAUACAUGCGCUUCCACGACGACUUCGCGAUACUUACAACUUGUUCGAUAUCCAGUGCAAGCUUGCAGUGUCGGCAUUCUAUCUCUACGACACAACCACAGCAGAAGUAUCACUCACAGCGGUAGUUGAGCAACAGCCGAGUGCUCCCCAUGACGUACGUGUCUUAUGCACUGCAAGUCACCUCCUUGCCCAGGUAUACGUCCGAAAUCGCAAGCUAGACCAGGCACGGACAACCUGUGAGAACACUUACCGUAGCCGGCGGAGAACGUUUGGGAAGGAUCACGAGUCAUGCCAUGAAUCUCUUGCACUGCUCGCGCGCAUCUGCGAUUUGCAGAAGAACAAUUCCCGCGCCAAGGUAUAUUUGUCGAUGAUUCCGCUUCAGUCGCAGGAACGACUACGGCGAGGCUUCGAGACUCUCGACGCUGAAUCGCAAAGCCGUUCGCUUUCUACGGGUUCGGUUGACACGGUAUCUACCAUCCGAAGUCUGAACCGCGACAGUGGGACUGUGCCUGCGCCAGUCGUAGUGGUGACUUCCCCUGCUGCCAGUAUUAACAAGACGAAAUUCACGGACGGCGGAAUUGUUUUGCAAUGUCGACGGGCUUGUGAUCUGGCUUGGUCGAAGAACGGCCGUUACUUGGCGUGUGCAGAUCGUGUCUCCAAGGAAAUCAAAAUCGUUGGCUCCACUAGCGAAACUCCCAAGGGCACUAUCAGAGUCACUGGGCUGAAAAGUAUAUAUUCGCUCGCUCUGAGUCCCAGCGGCACAUAUCUCGCGAUCGGCUACGAGGACGCAAGUAUCGAGCUCUGGCACACCGAAUCGAGCGUUUUGCGAAAGCGAUUAGCCGGCCGAGUCGUGCGGCAUCACAAGGAGGCAGUCGGAUCGAUUGAGUUCUCGCCGAAUGGAGAGGUGUUGGUUUCGAUGUGCAAGGGAGGGAGAAUAUUGUUCUUCGACACCAGUGCCAAUCAAUUGAAGCAAUUUGUCGUGGACGCGGACUGCUGUGGCACGGAGGGGACUAUCGCAUUCUCUCCUGAUGGAUCGCUCGUCGCCAUCACAACCGCCAAGGGCGCCAACAUCUACGACACCUCAUCGGGUGUUUUACAACGUACAAUAACCUCGCAUAUCGCCGGCGCUCGAGGUUUGGGUGGAUCCCAUUCACUUGUCGGCUUGUCCUUCUCCCCAGAUGGAUCAUCGAUCGCACUUGGAAGCGGAACAAACGAGAUCGGAAUCUACAAAAUCGACGGGUCCGGAGACUACUUCGCGCUGGAAAUCUCAGGCGUCAAGCGGCCGGAUCUUUGCUUCCUGAAAUUUGCUCACACCCCUAACGGUCACCUCAUCGCCGCUCAACUGCCGCCUUAUUUCGAGGAGAAACCUUGGAUCUGCGACGCCGCGAGCGGGAGGUUCGAGACAAUCGACCCUCCGUACCCCUACGGGCCGAGCAACGUUGCAUUGUCGUGGAAUGGAGCUUUCCUUGCAUUAUCUGCUGAUAACGGGGACGUGAAGGUUUUGGAUUUGAGCAAACGACUUGUGCUUGGCAAAUGAAUUACAGCCAUGGACCUCCAGUCACCGACUCGAUGAUCUCAAUCUUCACGAAUCAUACGCCGUUGAUAUGCCAUGACCGAACUUCCACCAAGAGCCCUUCCGGAAUUGUCUGCCAUACAUGACGCCGACCAGACUGGCGAGAAAUGAAAAUCGAACGACUACCACUAUUGCAAACUUAUGGAACCCCGGCCCCUACUUCCAUCGAGGCGAUAGAAAAAUGCCUUCAAUCUGACUACCGGUAAUGGGGAUCCCGCAAACCUUCUCUCAUAUGCGCUGAAGGAGGGGGCUUGAUCUCGAAGCGGAGCAAUACAGAAAGCCGCUCACGGGAUGUGACUCGCAAUAAUGCGCUUCGGUAGCCAUAGCAGCAUAUGAAGUGCAUGGCCGCCCGUUGUGCAACAUUCAUUCCUCGUCCCUAUGGAUACCGGUGAGCAGGCCAUGUCGAUUCCGACCCGCCUCGCGAGCAAAUGUCACGUCGCCCC
Messenger RNA from Dissoconium aciculare CBS 342.82, 3079 nucleotides. RefSeq names its product YVTN repeat-like/Quino protein amine dehydrogenase. The record is from RefSeq and is a predicted model, not a curated record. The transcript has 2 exons. Lineage: Eukaryota; Fungi; Ascomycota; Dothideomycetes; Mycosphaerellales; Dissoconiaceae. Gene Ontology annotation, molecular function: protein binding. The coding region runs from base 90 to 2600 and encodes 836 amino acids.